Molecule: messenger RNA, 2098 nt
Organism: Euleptes europaea (tarantolino)
Lineage: Eukaryota; Metazoa; Chordata; Lepidosauria; Squamata; Sphaerodactylidae
Gene: SUZ12
Product: SUZ12 polycomb repressive complex 2 subunit
Exons: 16
Coding region: 89-2095 (668 amino acids)
Cellular component (GO): nucleus; ESC/E(Z) complex
Molecular function (GO): chromatin DNA binding
Source: RefSeq, a predicted model, not a curated record
CGGCUGUUCCGGCGGCAGCGGCGGCUCGGCGGCGUCCUCGGCGGCGGCCGCCUCGGCUGCGGCCCUCCCGCCGGUGAAGAAGCCGAAGAUGGAGCAGAUCCAGGCCGACCACGAGCUCUUCCUUCAGGCCUUCGAGAAACCAACACAGAUAUAUAGAUUUCUACGUACCCGCAAUCUCAUAGCUCCAAUAUUCUUGCACAGAACUCUGACUUACAUGUCCCAUAGAAACUCCCGAACAAAUAUCAAAAGGAAAACAUUCAAAGUAGAUGAGAUGUUGACGAAGGUAGAGAAAAUGAAGGGAGAGCAUGAUUUGCAAAGUUUGUCCGCUCAUCUGCAACUCACCUUUACUGGUUUCUUCCAUAAAAAUGAUAAGCCAUUGCAAAACUCGGAAAAUGAACAAAAUUCUGUAACUCUAGAAGUACUACUUGUAAAAGUUUGCCACAAGAAACGAAAGGAUGUUAGUUGUCCCAUAAGGCAAGUUCCUACUGGUAAAAAGCAAGUACCUUUGAAUCCAGACCUCAACCAAAUGAAACCAGGCAGCUUUCCAUCACUUGCAGUUUCCAGCAAUGAGUUUGAACCCAGUAAUAGCCAUAUGGUGAAGUCUUAUUCAUUAUUAUUCAGAGUAACUCGUCCAGGAAGGAGAGAAUUUAAUGGAAUGAUUAAUGGUGAAACUAAUGAAAACAUUGAUGUUAAUGAGGAUCUUCCAGCUAGACGAAAACGUAAUUCUUCCAAUCGUGAAGAUGGAGAAAAGACUUUUGUAGCACAAAUGACUGUAUUUGAUAAAAACAGACGACUUCAGCUUCUUGAUGGAGAAUAUGAAGUUGCCAUGCAAGAAAUGGAAGAGUGUCCCGUUAGUAAGAAGAGAGCAACAUGGGAGACGAUACUUGAUGGAAAGAGGCUGCCUCCGUUUGAAACAUUUUCUCAGGGACCAACGCUCCAGUUUACCCUUCGAUGGACAGGGGAUGCCAGUGAUAAACCCACAGCUCCUAUUGCCAAGCCCCUUGCAACGCGGAAUUCAGAAAGUCUCCCUCAAGAAAACAAGCCCAGUUCUGUUAAACCUGCUCAGACGAUAGCUGUGAAGGAGUCCUUGCCAUCAGAUCUGCAAACAAGAAAAGAAAGAGAUGUUUCGAAUGAGCCACGGCAGAAACUGAGAAUAUUUUAUCAGUUCCUUUACAACAACAACACAAGGCAGCAGACUGAAGCUAGAGAUGACUUGCAUUGCCCGUGGUGUACAUUGAACUGCCGCAAGCUUUACAGCCUACUCAAACAUCUGAAGCUUUGUCAUAGCAGGUUUAUUUUCAAUUAUGUAUAUCAUCCAAAAGGUGCUAGGAUAGAUGUUUCUAUCAACGAAUGCUACGAUGGCUCCUACGCAGGGAAUCCUCAGGAUAUUCAUCGUCAGCCUGGGUUUGCCUUCAGUCGUAAUGGGCCAGUCAAGCGUACUCCCAUUACGCAUAUUCUUGUGUGCCGACCAAAGCGUACAAAAGCCAGCAUGUCAGAAUUUCUUGAAUCUGAAGAUGGAGAAGUAGAACAGCAAAGAACAUACAGCAGUGGACACAAUCGGUUAUACUUCCACAGUGAUACAUGCUUACCUCUCCGUCCACAAGAAAUGGAAGUUGAUAGUGAAGAUGAAAAGGACCCUGAGUGGCUAAGGGAAAAAACUAUCACGCAAAUUGAAGAGUUUUCUGAUGUUAAUGAAGGAGAAAAAGAAGUAAUGAAAUUAUGGAAUCUUCAUGUUAUGAAGCACGGGUUUAUUGCUGACAAUCAAAUGAAUCAUGCCUGCAUGCUGUUUGUUGAAAAUUAUGGACACACAAUAAUUAAGAAGAAUUUAUGUCGAAACUUCAUGCUGCAUCUGGUCAGCAUGCAUGACUUCAAUCUUAUCAGCAUAAUGUCAAUAGACAAAGCUGUUACUAAGCUUCGAGAAAUGCAACAGAAGUUAGAAAAAGGAGAAUCUGCUGCUACCACAACAAUUGAGGAGCUUUGUGAAGAGCAAACUGGGACAACUAAUGGCUGCAUUGAAAUUAAUAUUAGGGAGAAAGCUUCAGAAAUUGAUAAUACCUCAUGCAUGACUAAACAGAGUAGAAAACAGAAAAUCUGAAGG